AGAGAGAGCUGAGCUCCCAAGCCCAGCCCGGGGGUGGGGAGAGCGAAAGUUCCACCGCUGUUCGCGCUGCUGCUCGCGCACAAUAGAGGCGCAAAAGUUGCCGAUCGGAACCGGGAGACUUACAAACACAAACAAACAGCCCGCAAAAAGUGAAAGUGGGCGCCGGCCGCGUCCUUUGAUCCUCCCCCGCCCGCGAAGAUUCGAUAGCAGCGGCGGCGGCGGCAGCAGCGCCGACCUAACCCCGGGGUGUUCCCUUCGCAAGUGAGUGGCUCGGCACGCCCGGCGGUUGGCUGCUUCCUGCCCAAGCCCUCUCCGGAUUGGUGGCGGCCGUCUCGCGCGCGCGCCCCCUCGCCCCCAGGAGGUGCCUGCGGCGGCAGCGGCGGCGGCAGCGUUGCACCCAGCGGCUGCCCCCUUUCGGCCAGGGCAGAUGCUUUAAGCGGCGGCCGCCGGCAGCGAGGGGCCUCCGAAGGCGCGCGCCACCAUGUCCAUGCUGCCCACCUUUGGCUUCACCCAGGAGCAAGUGGCGUGCGUGUGCGAAGUGCUCCAGCAAGGGGGCAACAUCGAGAGGCUGGGUCGCUUCCUGUGGUCGCUGCCGGCGUGCGAGCACCUCCACAAGAACGAGAGCGUCCUGAAGGCCAAGGCGGUGGUGGCUUUCCACCGGGGCAACUUCCGCGAGCUCUACAAGAUCCUGGAGAGCCACCAGUUCUCGGCGCACAACCAUCCCAAGCUGCAGCAGCUGUGGCUCAAGGCGCACUACAUCGAGGCCGAGAAGCUGCGGGGGCGACCCCUAGGGGCCGUCGGCAAGUACCGGGUCCGCCGCAAGUUCCCCUUGCCCCGCUCCAUCUGGGACGGCGAGGAGACCAGCUACUGCUUCAAGGAGAAGAGCCGCAGCGUCCUGCGGGAAUGGUACGCCCACAACCCUUACCCGUCGCCCCGGGAGAAGAGGGAGCUGGCCGAGGCCACCGGGCUCACCACCACCCAAGUCAGCAACUGGUUCAAAAACCGGAGGCAGCGGGACCGGGCGGCGGAGGCCAAGGAAAGGUACGAGGAAAACAACGAAAAUUCCAGCUCCAACGGCCACAACCCACUUUCCUCCUCCCUGAACGGCAAUAAGGCGGUUUUGGGCAGUUCGGAAGACGAGAAAACGCCCUCAGGGACCCCGGAUCAUUCGUCGUCCAGCCCCGCCUUACUGCUCAAUUCGAACGCAGGUUUACAGCCGCUCCAUGGCUUGGGCCACCCCCAGGGUCCUAGCGCCAUUCCUGUACCCAGCGCGGACCCUCUGCACCACCACAGUUUGCAGGACUCCAUCCUUAACUCCAUGUCCUCCAACUUGGUCGACCUUGGCUCUUAAAAGGAAUCGGAACACAAACCCUUUCCUGGCAUCCAUUGUUCCCUGAACCCAAGCUUCCCACUCAGUUUUCUUCUUUUUAUCCUUUUUUUUUUAAACAACUUAUACUUAUUAUCAGGAAAAAUUGAAAAGGAUGGCAAAGUCCUUCAUGGAUCCGUUGUCUCGCUUGGGAUGGCUUGUCGGCUGGCUUUGGACUUGCGUGGAAGGUACUGUGUAAACGUUAGACAUUGCGCAACGCUAAAGUCGUCAGGAAAGUGGACGAAGUCUUAACGAGGGUUUGGCCAAACUGGUGCAGAGAGGUGGACAUUCUUCCUUAGCAUUUCUUAAAUGAGAUGAGGGAAGAUUAGUGCAGGAGCCAGGGCAGGGGUGUAGCUAUAAUUGAGCAAAAGGGUUCAAAGAACCGCCCCCGCCAGCUUCACCCCUUCCCAUUUUCUUCAUUAUCUGCCUCACUCUGAGGGGCCACCAGAACAUCUCCCCUAGCUACGCCCCUGAGCCAGGGGUGUAGAUCCCCCCAUAAGCAUUUGAGGUUUUCCCUCAUUUCAUUGAAUUCCCUUCCAGCAAACCGAACCACCCAUCUCUUCAGUGCCCAACACAUAUUUUCUCCCCUCCAAAAUGUGAGAAGUUGCUCCUCAAGCUUCCUCUCUGUCUGCACUCCUGGAUGGAGCUAAGUGGGAAGGGCGAGGGUGGUAGCAUCGGCAUUCUCACUUCCGUCUCUUGGUACUUGAUCCGAUUCCACCCUAGAGUUGAUCAGUUCUCAACCUGCCCCUCUAAUGGUGCAACGGAUCAGCAAGUGGCGUGCCUUUCAUGCCAAGUCUGGAGCAAACUCUUGGUCACCUGCUGGUUUCUGCAUCUUCUCAAGGCUCUAUGAAAGGUGUAGCCUGAAUGAGCUGAAAAGGUGUAGUCCAGGGGUUCUCAAACGUGGGCCCCCAGAUGUUGUUAGAUUACAACUCCCACCAUUCCCAGCCACAAUGGCCAUGUUGGCUGGGGAUGAUGGGAGUUGUAGCCCAACAAUAUUGUGGCUGGGAAUCAGGCCCAUGGCCAGCCUAAAGGGUUUAGGGGAAUUGCUAAAAAAAGUUGGGGUGCCAGGUUUUACCUCUCCAGUUAUUCUCCAUUACAGCACAAUAUAACAGUUUAAAAGAGAAAGUGUGUAUUAAAAAAAACUGGGCAGGGGAGAGAAAAUUUCUGGAGAUCUGGGCCCAUAACUCUGUUAUGGGACUUAUAGAGCAACAACAUCUGGGCACCCACUUUUGAGAACUCUGGGUGCAGUCUGAGAGAUGCUACUUGAAAAUUUGACCGGGGGGCAUCCAAACUGGGUUACGAUUGUGACUUUUUGCUUGGCAGUAUGUCCCCUACAGAAGGAGUGGUUUGCUUCGCUCUUUUUGUGGGGGGAGGGAAUCAGAGUGAUCCUUUGCCAUCUAUUUUAUCCCAGGGCCUCUCUACAGACUGCAACAGGAUAGUAGGUUGUGAAUGGUGGUCAAAAAUCACAUUGCAUUAUGGGAGGGGCUGCUGUUCCAAGGGAAGUCUUGCCUUUCUUUUUGAAGCAGAUUAAAAGAGCAGCUUGCAUCUAGAAAUGGCCCACUCCCCUUGUAUUCUACUUUAUAGCUUAUGCUAUGCAAAAAAAAAAAAAAGUAAAAAUACAACAACCCUCCAACCGGGCUGCCUUGUCCACGUGGUGCUCCCCCUCCCUUCUCUGGGUGGGUUGAACAAGAAAGGUGCGAUCCACAAAUCGCCUAAGCCAGAGAACUUCCCUUCAACCGAUUCAGUGACUCCACAUUUGGACUUGAAGCUGGAAGAGCUCAUCACCUCAGGGGGGGUGCUCUUCAACCUCAGUUCCCUCAUCUGUAGAAUGGGAGCAAAGGGUGAACUACCUCACAGGGCUGUUUGUGAGGAUAAAGACUGUACAGCGUUUUGCACAUUUAACAUUGAGAUAAGCCUAUAUCACUCAUUAUUAUUAUUCAUAUUAAGAAUAACUUUCCCCCUCCUUGAAGUCUUUUGGGGUCACCCUGGGUCCUCUGCUUAAUCGUCCAGGCUUAAGUGGCUUCUGGAUCACAGCCUUGGACCCUGAUUCUGGCCCACAUGGGGUCCAUGACACCUACCCAAAUCAAACAGGGCCAGGAGCAGGCCUUAUAUCUAUAUCUAUCCUAUCUAUCUAUAUAUAUCAUAAUCCAUUGCUGCUCAUCGAAACCCAGGACAAUAUCAAGCGCCAGCAAGCCCCGCCCCUCGACUAAUGUGUAUUGUUUAUAUUAUGUGAAUACAGUAU
This is a messenger RNA of Hemicordylus capensis (graceful crag lizard), 3608 nucleotides long. It is a transcript of the gene SIX2, whose product is annotated as SIX homeobox 2. The transcript has 2 exons. Bases 482 to 1351 code for a protein of 289 amino acids. Lineage: Eukaryota; Metazoa; Chordata; Lepidosauria; Squamata; Cordylidae. Gene Ontology annotation, biological process: regulation of transcription by RNA polymerase II. The record is from RefSeq and is a predicted model, not a curated record. Gene Ontology annotation, cellular component: transcription regulator complex; nucleus. Gene Ontology annotation, molecular function: RNA polymerase II cis-regulatory region sequence-specific DNA binding; DNA-binding transcription factor activity, RNA polymerase II-specific.